AUGCAACUCCUUCCUCUCCUCUUCACGGCGGCGCUCGCAGGAGCAUCAGCUGUGCCGAAAUGGGACUUUGUCUUCGACGUCGGCGAAACCGAUGCCUCCGGAACCGUCGCCAGCAUCGGCCUCUCGCACCAGCCCGCCCACGCCCGCGUCAACAACGCCCCCAUGAUCGUCUGGGAGCACCGCUUCUACGGCAAGUCGUAUCCCUCGACACUCCCCGCCACCAUCAGCCCCGACGACAUUGCCGGCUACCUCAGCUUCCUCACCGUCGAGCAGGCGCUCGAGGACGCUGCCGUCUUUGCGCGCACCUUCAAGUGGAAGAACGCAGUCACCUCGCCCGGCCAGGUGCCCUGGAUCUUUGUCGGCGGCAGCUACCCCGGCGCCCGCGCGGCCUGGGCGCGAAAGCGUAACCCUGAGAUCUGGUAUGCGUCGCUGGCCAGCAGUGCGGUUGUCGAGUCGGCGUCGCAGAAUCCGUGGUACUUUGAGCUGCAGCUGAAGGCGAUGCGCGAGAACGGCUUCAAGCCGUGUGCGGACGACCUGGUGGCCAUGGCCAAGUGGAUCGAUGACACCGACGACGAGUCAAAGAUCAUGGACUGGCUGAAGGUGUUCAACGGCACGAGCGAGGCCGUGGCGAAGGCGCUGAACCUCGACGUUCUGGAGGCCGCGGGGACGGAGAAUGAGCCAUUCCUGCUGGGGGAGAAGGUCACGUAUGUGACCCGCGCGAUGCUCGCCGAGUACCAGAGCGUGGGCUUCCAGAAGUCGCCCUACACCCGCAACGAUUUCCAGUACUUUUGCGGGCUCAUGGGCGAGGCCAGCAACAACUCGACUGGGGGCGUCUUUGGCACCCUCACCGCCGAGAACGCGGUCACAACCUUCGCAAGGGCCGCCGGACAGACCGCCGACCGCAUGCUGCGCCUGAGCGGCGGCAACAAGUCGAAGCGUGACAUCGACAAUCUCCUGGGCCCGCGCAGUCUUGACUACCUCCAGAUUCUGCACAAGCGCGGAGGAGCAGAGAGCGGGAGACUGAGCGCACGCCAGCAGACCGACGAGGGGGACGAGUAUCCGCCCUGUGCCGCAGACCCCGAUACAUGCCGGCAGGCUGUGCAAAAGUUGAUCACCAGCUGGGCGUACCAGGUGUGCACCGACGUUGGCCUCCUGCUGACCGUGCCACCGACGGGCGACUCCAUCUACCCGCGCAAGUACAACAGCUACGAGUACAUGCGCGAGUACUGGUGCCUCAACAGCUUCAACAUCACCGCCCCGCCCGGCCGCGACCUCGUCCGCAAAUACGGCGGCUGGAACAUGGCCAGCAGCAACACCCUAUUUGUCGACGGUGAGUUCGACCCCUGGAUCGGCGCCUCCGUCAAUAGUCCGGUCGCCGAGGCCAAGGGCCGCCCGAGGACUGAGGUCGUCCCCGCAGCCGGACAGGUUAUGACCGACACGGUCUUUGGAAUGGUCGUCGAGGGUGGUGCACAUUGCCCCGAUCUCGGUCGUGGCUGGAAUGCGAGCGGUCGUCCGGCGUUUGAGUUGUGGAAUAAGGCUCUGGCUACGUGGUUGCCCAAGUUUGAGAACCACACUGUGAGCAACACGACGGCGGGCACGGGUCCGGAGGUAAGUAGGAGCGGCAGCGGGUCUUUGGGUUCCGGGUCGGGGUCGGGCAACGAUGAGAACGGCGCUGCUGGAAGGGCGGCGGGAGUGGUGUUUGCGGCGGUGAUGGCGGUGGCGGUGAUGGUUGUGGUUUAG
Messenger RNA from Morchella importuna, 1740 nucleotides. RefSeq lists its product as uncharacterized. Bases 1 to 1740 code for a protein of 579 amino acids. Gene Ontology annotation, molecular function: dipeptidyl-peptidase activity; serine-type exopeptidase activity. Lineage: Eukaryota; Fungi; Ascomycota; Pezizomycetes; Pezizales; Morchellaceae. The transcript is spliced from 2 exons. The record is from RefSeq and is a predicted model, not a curated record. Gene Ontology annotation, biological process: proteolysis.